CGGGACGGAGCGCGGCGGGACGGGCCCGGCGCCGGGCGGCCGCGGGACACCCGGGCGGGCGGCGCCAUGGCCGAGACCAUCAUCAUCCGUGUGCAGUCGCCGGAGGGGGUGAAGCGCAUCACGGCCACCAAGAGAGAAACGGUGGCCACGUUUCUCAAGAAGGUUGCUAAAGAAUUUGGUUUCAGGAACAAUGGCUUUUCUGUCUACACCAACAGAAACAGGACGGGAGAGAUCACAGCGUCACAAAACAAAUCCCUCAACUUACUGAAAAUCAAGCAUGGUGAUAUGCUGUUUCUCUACCCCUCGAGCCCGGCUGGCUCCUCCUCAGAGACCAUGGACACCUCUGUCUCCCAGGGCUUGCGGCCUGUGGGGGCCCCACAGGUGGUGGAGGAUGAGAUUGACCAGUAUCUGAUCAAACAGGACGGGAAGAUUUACCGCAACCGAGACCAGCAGCUGUGUCGCCACGGCCCCCUGGGGAAAUGUGUGCACUGUGUACCACUGGAGCCUUUUGAUGAGGAUUAUUUAAACCAUCUGGAGCCUCCUGUGAAGCAUAUGUCCUUCCAUGCCUACAUCAGGAAGCUGACCGGAGGGGCAGACAAGGGGAAAUUUGUUGCCCUGGAAAACAUCAGCUGCAAGAUCAAGUCAGGCUGUGAAGGGCAUCCUCCCUGGCCAGAAGGCAUUUGCACCAAGUGUCAGCCAAGUGCCAUCACUCUCAACAGACAGAAAUACAGGCAUGUUGACAACAUCAUGUUUGAGAACCACACAAUUGCAGAUCGCUUCCUAGACUUCUGGAGGAAGACAGGGAACCAACAUCUUGGGUAUCUGUACGGCCGGUACACGGAGCACAAAGACAUCCCUCUGGGCAUCCGCGCCGAGGUCGCUGCCAUCUACGAACCCCCCCAGAUUGGUACACAGAACAGCCUGGAGAUCCUGGAAGAUCCUAAAGCUGAGGUUGUGGAUGAGAUCGCUGCGAAGCUUGGACUGAGGAAGGUGGGCUGGAUAUUUACUGACCUGGUCUCUGAAGACACACGGAAAGGGACAGUUCGGUACAGCAGAAACAAGGACACAUAUUAUCUAAGUGCAGAAGAGUGCAUCACAGCUGGAAACUUUCAGAACCAGCAGCCCAACAUCUGUCGUCUUUCUCCAGAUGGUCAUUUUGGAUCCAAGUUUGUCACAGUUGUGGCUACAGGUGGUCCCGACAACCAGGUCCACUUUGAGGGGUACCAGGUCUCGAAUCAAUGCAUGGCCCUGGUUCGGGAUGAGUGCCUGCUGCCGUGCCGCGACGCCCCGGAGCUGGGCUACGCCAAGGAGUCCAGCAGCGAGCAGUACGUGCCUGAUGUCUUCUAUAAGGACAUAGACAAGUUUGGCAACGAGAUCACGCAGCUGGCACGGCCACUGCCCGUGGAGUACCUCAUCAUAGACAUUACUACAACUUUCCCCAAGGAUCCAGUCUACACCUUUUCUAUUUCUCAAAACCCAUUUCCCAUCGAGAACCGUGAUGUGCUGGGAGAAACUCAGGACUUCCACAGCUUGGCCACAUACCUGUCCCAAAAUACUUCCUCCAUUUUCCUAGACAUCAUUUCUGAUUUCCAUCUGCUCCUCUUCCUGGUGACAAACGAGGUCAUGCCCCUGCGGGACAGCAUCAGCUUGUUACUGGAAGCUGUGAGGACCAAGAACGAGGAGCUGGCACAGACCUGGAAGAAGUCAGAGCAGUGGGCCACCAUCGAGCAGCUCUGCAGCACCGUGGGCGUGCAGCUGCCGGGGCUGCCGGACUAUGGCGCCGUGGGCGGCUCGGCACACGCGGCCUCGGCGGCCAUGUGGGGCUGCCAGCACUGCACCUUCAUGAACCAGCCCGGCACAGACCACUGCGAGAUGUGCAGCCUGCCCCGUGCCUGAGCCCCCGGACCCCCAGCAGCAGCAGCUGCCCCCUCCCCUCCUCCCUGACGCUUGCCCCCCUCCCCCGGGGUGUGGAGCGGGGCUGGGGGUGCCUCCAGCCCUUCCCCUCUUGCCUCCUGCUCCUUUCUGGGGUGGCCCCAUAGUCACAGCAGCAGGAGCCAGGCGCCCUGGCUUUAUCUUGGCUGUCCCUCAGCUCGGGGAGCCGAUGCUCAGCCUCAGCCUUCGCCCAGGGAGGUGGGGGCUGCCCCCUGCCACCCCCAACUGCCCCCCUCGCCCGCUCCUGGGUGGGUGCUGGGGCCUGGGGGGGCUGUGGCCAGCCAGGACACCUCCCUCCUCGCUCGCUUGCCUGCCUGAAGCGGCCUCCCCGUGCUCCCCUUCCCCUGCGUGCCCCAGCCCCGGCUGCCCUCGGCUUUCGUGCUGAGCCGGCACAGGCCGAGCGAGCGGCUGCCUGGGAACGGCGCUGGGCCAGACAGCAGCUCUGCCAGGCUGAGCCCCAACGCUGGCAGCCUUCCUGGAGCAGGAUGGGGCCUCCCCUGCCUUGGCACAGGGCAAGGAGUGGGCAUGUGCCAGCUCUUGGCUUGGCAGUGCUCCCGUGCCACGCACGGCACCGAGCUGCACUCGCUCCCUCUCGCGUGGCAGAGCUGCCUCAGCACCCAUGGGGCUGCAUGGGGGGUGUCCCCCCUGUGCCCCCUCACCCCACAGAGAGCCCUUCAGCUCCUGGGGCAGGUGCCAGGCUCCUGGGACUGCAGCUGACCCACAGAGUGAGGCCAUGCUGGGAGAACCACAGAACUUGGGCACCCUCCUUGCGCCCCUGGGCCAGGAGUUGGUGAGGGAGGCACUUUCCCCUGUGCCCACCUCCCGGGGCUCUGGCUGUGCCCUCGCUGCAGGGGCUGGGAAGGGUCAGGCAGAUGCUGCUGGGGGCUCAGCUCUGCCCUCCCCAGGCCUCUGCCACCUCCUGGAGACCCCCUGCCCUGGGCACUGCAGGUUUAGGGGGCACCAGUUCCAUCACAGCCUCUCAGAGGGAGGGAGGAGGCUCCAUCCUGCACCAGGAUGGCAUUGCCCUUGCCCUGGCACCCCUCGUGGCCUCCCCGUCGGCUUUGUCCAGCCACGGGGCUGCUUUUCCCCUGGGCUCGUGGGUGCUGGGGGCUGCAGGGGCGCCGGGAGCAGCCGGCCCCUGGCACAGGGGCUGCGAGUAACGUUGAAUAAACGCACCUGAAACCAGA
This is a messenger RNA of Colius striatus (speckled mousebird), 3119 nucleotides long. It is a transcript of the gene NPLOC4, whose product is annotated as NPL4 homolog, ubiquitin recognition factor. Bases 67 to 1896 code for a protein of 609 amino acids. The record is from RefSeq and is a predicted model, not a curated record. Gene Ontology annotation, molecular function: ubiquitin binding; ubiquitin protein ligase binding. Lineage: Eukaryota; Metazoa; Chordata; Aves; Coliiformes; Coliidae. The transcript is spliced from 17 exons. Gene Ontology annotation, cellular component: nucleus. Gene Ontology annotation, biological process: ubiquitin-dependent protein catabolic process.